This is a messenger RNA of Arachis stenosperma, 2694 nucleotides long. Its product is annotated as probable beta-D-xylosidase 2. Gene Ontology annotation, cellular component: plant-type cell wall. NCBI's taxonomy places the organism in Eukaryota, Viridiplantae, Streptophyta, Magnoliopsida, Fabales, Fabaceae. The record is from RefSeq and is a predicted model, not a curated record. Gene Ontology annotation, molecular function: alpha-L-arabinofuranosidase activity; xylan 1,4-beta-xylosidase activity. The transcript is spliced from 7 exons. Bases 51 to 2378 code for a protein of 775 amino acids. Gene Ontology annotation, biological process: xylan catabolic process; arabinan catabolic process.
UACAUUCUCACACAUUAUCAUCCAUUUUUUCCCUCUCUUUAUCUUCUCAAAUGGCCUCCAUUUUCUCACCCUCCACCGUCCGCGUCUUCUUUCUCCUCGUCCUCGUCCUAUUGGGUCGUCUUGGCGAAGCGCGCGACCCGUUCGCCUGCGACCCAAAGGACACUGCCACAAAAAACUUGCCAUUUUGCAAAGUUUCCCUGCCAAUAAGGGUGAGGGUGAAGGACCUAAUUGGGAGGCUAACACUGCAAGAGAAGGUGACUCUGUUAGUGAACAAUGCUGCUGCAGUUCCAAGGCUGGGGAUCAAAGGGUAUGAGUGGUGGUCGGAGGCGCUUCACGGCAUCUCCAAUGUGGGCCCCGGAACAAAGUUCGGUGGCCCAUUCCCUGCUGCCACUAGCUUCCCUCAAGUCAUUACCACUGCUGCAUCUUUCAAUGCAUCAUUAUGGGAAGAAAUUGGACGGGUGGUCUCAGACGAAGCAAGAGCAAUGUACAACGGGGGCAUGGCGGGCCUCACAUAUUGGAGCCCAAACGUCAACAUAUUCAGGGACCCUAGGUGGGGCCGCGGACAGGAGACUCCCGGUGAGGACCCUAUUCUAGCCGGUACAUAUGCCGCCAGCUAUGUCCGUGGGCUACAGGGAACAAACGGUAACCGGUUGAAGGUUGCUGCUUCUUGCAAACACUUCACGGCUUAUGACUUGGAUAAUUGGAACGGCAUUGAUCGCUUUCACUUUAACGCACAGGUUAGCAAGCAGGAUAUAGAGGACACAUUCGAUGUGCCAUUCAGGAUGUGUGUGAAGGAAGGCAAAGUGGCAAGUGUUAUGUGUUCAUACAAUCAGGUGAAUGGUGUUCCUACUUGUGCUGAUCCCAACCUCUUGAAAGGAAGAGUUCGUGGCCAAUGGCGUCUAAAUGGGUACAUUGUAUCAGAUUGUGACUCUGUUGGGGUGUUUUAUACCAAUCAGCAUUAUACGUCAACACCAGAGGAAGCUGCUGCAGAUGCCAUCAAGGCAGGUUUGGAUCUAGAUUGUGGGCCAUUUCUAGCAGUACACACAAAGAACGCAUUGGAAAAAGGGUUAGUAACGGAAGGUGACGUUAACGGCGCAUUGGCGAACACAAUAACAGUACAGAUGAGGCUAGGAAUGUUCGAUGGGGAGGCAUCAGCGCAGCCAUAUGGGAAGUUGGGUCCGAGAGAUGUGUGCACAGCAGCUCACAAAGAGCUUGCAGUUGAAGCAGCGAGACAAGGGAUUGUGCUACUUAAGAACCGUGGUCCCUCCUUGCCCCUCUCUCCAAGGCGUCAUCAAACUGUUGCUGUCAUUGGACCCAACUCUAAUGUCACUGUUACCAUGAUUGGUAACUAUGCUGGUAUUGGUUGUGAGUACACAAGUCCCUUGCAAGGAAUAGGAAGAUACGCAAAGACUAUUCAUGAGCCUGGUUGUACAAAUGUUGCAUGUUCCAAUGACAAGCAGUUUGGGUCAGCACUAAACGCUGCCCGUCAAGCAGAUGCAACGGUUCUAGUAAUGGGCCUUGACCAGUCUAUUGAGGCUGAAACUGUUGACCGAGCUGGCCUACUUCUUCCUGGGCAUCAACAAGAGCUUGUCUCAAAGGUUGCAGCAGCUUCAAGAGGCCCAACAAUUUUGGUCUUGAUGUCUGGUGGGCCUGUUGAUGUCACUUUUGCAAAGAAUGAUCCGAAAAUUGCGGGCAUCUUGUGGGCUGGGUAUCCGGGCCAAGCUGGUGGUGCAGCCAUUGCAGAUAUCUUGUUUGGUGCUGCCAACCCAGGAGGCAAGCUUCCAAUGACAUGGUAUCCAGAAGAGUACCUUAAGAGCUUAGCAAUGACAGAUAUGGCAAUGCGUCCAAGACCAAACAAAGGGUACCCUGGAAGAACAUAUCGAUUUUACAACGGUCCAGUUGUGUACCCUUUCGGUUACGGAUUAUCCUACUCUCACUUUCUUCACACUCUCGCUAGCGCGCCAAAGACGGUCUCAGUUCCCGUUCAUGGCCACCGCCAUGGAAACACCACAAACAUCUCUAACAAAGCAAUUAGAGUGACACAUGCACGAUGCGGCAAGCUCUCAGUUAGCCUCCACAUUGAUGUCAAGAAUGUUGGCUCCAAAGAUGGCACUCACACGCUCUUAGUGUUCUCGGCGCCCCCGGCCGGUAACGGCCACUGGGCGCCGCACAAGCAGUUGGUGGCGUUUGAGAAGGUCCGUGUUCCUGCUAAGUCGCAGCAGCGAGUCAAGAUUAAUAUUCAUGUUUGCAAGCUUUUGAGUGUGGUUGAUAGGUCUGGGACAAGGAGAAUUCCAAUGGGGGUGCAUAAUCUUCACAUUGGUGAUGUUAAACAUUCAUUGUCCGUACAAGCAGAAACACUUGGGAUUAUCAAGUCCUAAGAAACAAGAAUUUUUUCCAUAAUCUUCAUGUAAGUGUAUUAUAACCAUCAAUUUGCUCAUAUGUUAUGGAUAAGAAGAAGCUAGCUAAGGGAUUGGAAUUGGAUACUACUUUAGAUUGAUUCAUUAAGCAUUGGGGAAUAAAGUAUUAGGGUUUAUUGCAAUUUUUGGAGAAGGGAUCAAGCAAAUGUAUUGUUCUCUACUCCCAAAUUUAUUUGCCAUAUAUGUUGACCACUUCAUGUGGUCUGAUUUGUGUUCUUAUUAGUUGUAUGCUGAUUGUAAUCACUUAUAGUUUAUUUCAUCAUUAUUGCAAGAUUGA